Molecule: messenger RNA, 1347 nt
Organism: Candidozyma haemuli
Lineage: Eukaryota; Fungi; Ascomycota; Pichiomycetes; Serinales; Metschnikowiaceae
Gene: PTC6
Product: type 2C protein phosphatase
Exons: 1
Coding region: 1-1347 (448 amino acids)
Biological process (GO): protein dephosphorylation
Molecular function (GO): protein serine/threonine phosphatase activity
Source: RefSeq, a predicted model, not a curated record
AUGGCUGGUCCUGGGCUUCGGUGUGGCCUGCUGGUGCUGCUGCUGGUGCUGCUGCUAAGAAGAUUCUCCACAUCUGUUACGUUUACCACCAUCGACAAGACACAAUUACCCAUUCGUUCGUCCAAGGGCCUUAGGCCCAGUGCCAAGUGCAAGUUGAAAGUGCCGCUUUUGAAGUCGCCGUCUCAUUUCGGCCACUACUCGUCUCGCAUGAAUAGAAGAUACAACGAAGACAAGUACAGUGCAUGUGUGUUGGAUUUGAAUGGCAGGACCACGUUCAACUUUAAUAUUUUCGAUGGCCAUGGCGGUGACCAGUGCCUGACUUAUUUGCUGCAUAACUUGGGCUCUGUGGUUGAAGAGUCUUCCUUGUUGUGUGAUAGCAAGGAAGAUGCCACUAGACAGAGCCUAGUGAAGAAGUAUGCCAAAAACAUUGGCGGCUACUGGCGCAGAUGGUAUAAACAACGACAACAGAACUUUGAGAAGAUGGCUAACGUCCCGCUUCAGGUGAAGAAAUUGGCGAAAUUGGGUGAUGUCCUGGAUGACCUCCCGCUUAGAUUGCCGCUUUCGUUCUUACAAACGGAUUACGAUUUCUUUAAUGAAAAGGAUAACAAGCUGGGCUCAACGUGUACGUCUGUCUACUUAGAAACGCUCCAUGCCGAGCUGGAGGGUGAGUUCCAGCCAGUCUACGAAAGUUACUACUUUAAUCGUGGAACAAUAAACAAAUUGACUGUGGCUCAUGUUGGCGAUACCAAGGCAAUUUUGGUCGAUAAGAACGGUGACGCUCACCCUCUUACGAUUCCCCAUCAUCCGCUGAAUCCUACUGAGUCUUCUCGGUUAAGAAGGUACUCUGCCAACUACUUCAUGACAGACUCUUUUGGCGAAGAACGCUUCAUUUCAUUGGCUAAUACUAGAUCAUUUGGCGACCUUAAUUAUAAAGAAAUGGGUGUUACUGCAGAACCAGAAGUGUCUCAGCUUAUCUUUGGUGACCACAAGACAAUUCAGGAGAAGCUUUCACCUCAGGAAAUCAAAGAACAUACCGUUGGUGGACUUGGCGGGGACGAGUCCUUCUUGGUGCUUUGCACAGACGGCAUAACAAAUGAGCUUACUGACCAAGAGAUCGCUGAUAUCAUCAUGACGAAUUUCAACAUGAGGGGGCAUCAAGCUGCCGCUCCACAAGUCUGUGCAGAGGAAGUCGUCAAGUUCGUAGAGUACAUUGGAGGAGAUGACAAUGCUACUUGCCUCGUUAUCCGCAUGAAUGGCUGGGGCCACUGGCCUAUGAUUGAUAAAACUGGACAACUUCGGCAAGAAAGGUUGAAUGCAUACUCACCAAGAGACCGUGGGUCUGGCUAA